Messenger RNA from Vitis vinifera (wine grape), 2041 nucleotides. Its product is annotated as serine/threonine-protein kinase PBS1. Lineage: Eukaryota; Viridiplantae; Streptophyta; Magnoliopsida; Vitales; Vitaceae. The coding region runs from base 290 to 1684 and encodes 464 amino acids. The transcript has 5 exons. Gene Ontology annotation, molecular function: protein kinase activity; ATP binding. The record is from RefSeq and is a predicted model, not a curated record. Gene Ontology annotation, biological process: protein phosphorylation.
ACACAUAUAAAUACAGACUCUUCACAAACAAAACGUAAUGAGUUGAGAGACAAAGCCGGCUUCAACACCCCUGUUUCAGUGCCAGUUAUCUCUCACCAAAGCAAGCAUCAAGACCCCUCUCUCUAUCUUCGUCUUCCUUCCCAACUUGGAUUCAUUGUCGUUGUCUUUUGGGGUGAUGCCUCUCCAUUUUGAUGCAUAUUCUUCAAUGGGUUUUUAGUAUACACCUCAGGUAUUCAAGGACAAGUUUUUGAGAGAUUGGGGGCCGUUUUUUCUUUUGUGUGUGUGGGAGAUGGGUUGUUUUCCUUGUUUCGAUUCGAGGGAGGAGGAGAAGCUGAAUCCGGACAAGGGUAGGGAUGAUCGGAGGGAAUCUCCGCAGAUGGUGGCAUCCAACAUCUCCAGAUUGUCCUCCGGUGCAGACAGGCUCAAAGCAAGGAACAGCACCGGGUUGAAAAAGGAGUCAUCUGGUCCUAAGGAUGUGCCGGAUGGCCAUAUCGCUGCUCAAACAUUCACUUUCCGUGAGCUAGCGGUGGCAACAAAGAAUUUCCAGCCAGAGUCCUUUAUAGGGGAAGGGGGAUUUGGACGUGUGUACAAAGGGCGACUUGAGAGUACGGGGCAGGUUGUUGCUGUUAAACAAUUGGAUAGAGAGGGUCUCCAGGGUAACAGGGAAUUCCUGGUGGAGGUUCUCAUGCUCAGCCUUCUGCAUCACCCUAACCUAGUGAAUCUGAUAGGCUACUGUGCUGAUGGAGAACAGCGACUUCUUGUCUAUGAAUUUAUGCCCCUGGGAUCACUGGAGGAUCACCUUCUUGAUCUUCCACCUGAUAAGGAACCGCUGGAUUGGAACACAAGAAUGAAGAUAGCAGCUGGUGCAGCCAAGGGUUUGGAAUACUUGCAUGACAAAGCAAGCCCUCCAGUUAUUUAUAGAGACUUCAAGUCAUCCAAUAUUUUACUAGAAGAAGGAUUUCACCCCAAGCUUUCUGAUUUUGGGCUUGCAAAGCUUGGUCCUGUUGGGGACAAGUCACAUGUUUCAACUAGGGUUAUGGGCACUUAUGGUUAUUGUGCUCCCGAGUAUGCCAUGACUGGACAAUUGACAGUGAAGUCUGAUGUCUACAGCUUCGGGGUGGUCUUCUUGGAGCUGAUUACUGGACGUAAAGCCAUUGACAGCACCCUACCCCAUGGAGAACAGAAUCUUGUCACAUGGGCCCGCCCUUUGUUCAAUGAUCGUCGAAAAUUUGCAAAGUUGGCGGACCCACGAUUGCAUGGUCGGUAUCCAAUGCGGGGUCUCUAUCAGGCUCUAGCUGUGGCAUCCAUGUGCAUCCAAGAACAAGCUGCCACCCGUCCUCUCAUUGGUGAUGUGGUGACUGCCCUCUCUUAUUUGGCAAACCAGUCAUAUGACCCUAAUGCAGCUCAUGGGCACAUCUACAGAGGUUCUGGGGAUAGAGAUGAGAGGAGAAACAGAGAGGAGAGAAGUGCAAGGGUUACAAGGAACGAGGAUGGGGGAGGAUCUGGACGAAGAUGGGACUUGGAAGGGUCUGAGAGGGAAGACUCUCCUAGGGAAACUGCAAGGAUGCUAAACAGGGAUUUGGAUAGAGAACGAGCUGUUGCUGAAGCCAAAAUGUGGGGAGAGAAUUGGCGAGAAAAGAGACGACAAAGUGCUCAAGGCAGUUUUGAUGGCACUAACGGGUAAUCUCCCUGUGUACAAUCCAAGGCUCCACCCUCUACCCCCUCGGAGCUUUCCUGGUUUUGUACCAGAUGGACUGAAGAAAUUCCUGAAGCUGAUCUUCCCUUAAGCAGGUCCAUCCAAACAGCUCUGAAUGCCAACAUGUUUCUUCCUUUUUUUUUUUUUAACUUUUUCCUUUUUCCCUUUCCCCCUUUUCCUUGAAACAUAGAAGAACAAGAAGAUGAAAAGCACAACAGAUGAUAGUGUAUAUUUUCUGUUUAGAGGAAAUCGUAUUAAAAAAUUUUGAGAGUAAACUGUCGAGUAAUGUUAUAAACCUUUCAGGCUCUUUUAGGGUUUCUUCUAUGCAAAAAGAUUUCUGUUGUC